UAUUCAAAAGAAACAACUUCACACUGAAAGCCAAGUAACAUAAGUAAGACACGUGCGUAGAUGUGUUCCAAACAACUUCACAUUGUGCAACUCACUUCAUCGUGUUUCUUUACAAAUGAACUAGCUGAAAAUAUCAUUGUACACAGAAAUAAAGCGACUGGUGCUCAUUCGGUCUGUUUGUGGGGGACUGAAAGACAUUUUGGGGGUACACUAUGCACUUUAAACAUUCACAAACAUCAGAGCUCUAUGUACUUUAGUGUAAUCUCUUUUUUUCCCCUGUGAACACGUUUUCUUUGCGCAAUAAGAAGUGUGUGCGGCUUCCUAAUGUGGCCCGCAGUGUUGUAGAAAGCAGGUGUACAAAGCAGGGGAGAAAGUAUGCAGUUGACCAGGCUGAGUAUAUAUUACACUGUUUCAUUUCCAGCCAUGCCCUGUGUUCAGGCUCAGUAUGGGUCAUCGCCUCAAGGAGCCAGCCCAGCUUCCCAGAGCUACAGUUACCACUCUUCAGGAGAAUACAGCUCCGAUUUCUUAACUCCAGAGUUUGUCAAGUUUAGCAUGGACCUCACCAACACUGAAAUCACUGCCACCACUUCUCUCCCCAGCUUCAGUACCUUUAUGGACAACUACAGCACAAGCUACGACGUGAAGCCACCUUGCUUGUACCAAAUGCCCCUGUCCGGACAGCAGUCCUCUAUUAAAGUGGAAGACAUUCAGAUGCACAGCUACCAGCAACACAACCACCUCCCCCCCCAGUCGGAGGAGAUGAUGCCUCAUUCAGGCUCCGUUUACUACAAGCCUUCGUCGCCCCCGACUCCCACCACCCCCGGCUUCCAGGUGCAGCACAGCCCCAUGUGGGACGACCCUGGCUCCCUCCACAACUUCCACCAGAAUUACGUGGCCACCACCCACAUGAUCGAGCAGAGGAAAACGCCAGUGUCCAGGCUCUCCUUAUUCUCAUUUAAGCAAUCACCCCCAGGAACCCCAGUGUCCAGCUGCCAGAUGCGAUUUGACGGGCCCCUCCACGUGCCCAUGAACCCAGAGCCAUCCGGGGCCCACCAUGUAGUCGAUGGCCAGACAUUUGCAGUGCCCAAUCCCAUCCGCAAACAGGCAUCCAUGGGCUUCCCAGGGCUACAGAUUGGCCAUGCUUCCCAGCUGCUGGACACCCAGGUGCCAUCCCCUCCCUCCCGGGGAUCUCCAUCCAACGAGGGCCUCUGUGCAGUGUGCGGGGACAACGCGGCCUGCCAGCACUACGGAGUGCGCACCUGUGAGGGCUGCAAAGGGUUCUUCAAGCGCACUGUCCAGAAAAACGCAAAAUACGUGUGUUUAGCAAAUAAAAACUGCCCAGUUGACAAACGCCGCAGAAAUCGCUGUCAGUAUUGUCGGUUUCAAAAGUGCCUUGCAGUUGGCAUGGUCAAAGAAGUGGUACGCACAGACAGUUUAAAAGGCCGAAGGGGUCGCUUACCAUCCAAACCGAAGAGCCCCCAGGAGCCCUCUCCCCCCUCUCCCCCGGUGAGUCUGAUCAGUGCCCUGGUGAGAGCCCAUGUCGACUCCAACCCGGCUAUGAGCAGCCUGGACUAUUCCAGGUUCCAGGCUAACCCUGACUACCAGAUGAGUGGAGAUGACACUCAGCAUAUCCAGCAGUUUUAUGAUCUCUUGACCGGCUCCAUGGAGAUCAUCCGAGGAUGGGCAGAAAAAAUCCCUGGUUUCACUGACCUUUCUAAACCAGACCAGGACCUCCUCUUCGAAUCCGCUUUCUUGGAACUGUUUGUGCUGCGGCUAGCAUACAGGUCCAGCCCAGUGGAGGGCAAGCUUAUCUUUUGCAAUGGGGUGGUCCUGCACAGGUUGCAAUGUGUCCGUGGCUUUGGAGAAUGGAUUGAUUCCAUUGUUGAAUUCUCCUCCAACUUGCAAAAUAUGAACAUCGACAUAUCUGCCUUCUCAUGCAUCGCUGCCCUGGCUAUGGUAACAGAGAGGCACGGGCUAAAGGAACCCAAGAGGGUGGAAGAACUUCAGAACAAGAUUGUAAAUUGUCUCAAAGACCAUGUGACUUUCAAUAACGGAGGUUUGAAUCGCCCCAAUUAUUUGUCCAAACUCUUGGGGAAGCUCCCUGAACUUCGCACCCUUUGCACACAGGGGCUGCAACGCAUUUUCUACCUGAAACUAGAAGAUUUGGUGCCACCUCCAGCAAUAAUCGACAAACUUUUUCUGGACACUUUACCUUUUUAAGACUCUUCCCAUGCACUUAAAGUGAACUUUAAAGAAAAUAAACUCGACCUGUCUGAAGGGGAAUUCACCUGUGCGCAAAGCAGCACCUUUGGGUGCCAGAUUCCCAUCCCCAAAACUGUUGCUAACCUCUUGAAGGCAGAACGUGAAUGGGCAUUUUGGCUCUGGGGCAUCAAGGAUUCAGAUGAUGGACAACUUAAAUACCAUGGUAUAAGCUUUUUAUUAUCGGCUCAAAAUAUUAAGAAGGACUUCUGAUUAAAAAGACGAUCAUAUUUGGCAACGCCGGGCUAAGACUCAUAUGAUGACAAAGUAUUAAGGUGACCCACAAGUCUCACCCUCUUAAAGACUAAAGUUUUCUGAUGUAAAAGAAAGCUGUAAUAUAUACUAAAAACUAAAUGUUGCGUGGGUGGCAUGAAAUUAAAGAAGGCAAAGACUUGUAAAUUUAUCAGAUGCAGUUUGGCUUUUUAAAUUAUUCUGUGCCUAUUUAUGAAUAAAUAUUAAAACCAAUUCUAAAAGAAAGAACAUAGAUGUGUUUGCAAAUAAAGAGAAUUAAGUAACUCAAUGAAAUGGGAAAGCAUGAUGAUUCUAGGAUGAUAAUGUUAUAGGCACUUGCUAUUUCAGUAAUGUCUAUAUUCUAUAAAUAGUAUUUCAGACACUAUGUAGUCUGUUAGAUUUUAUAAAGAUUGGUAGUUAUCUAAGCUUCAAACAUUUUCUCAAUUGUAAAAUAGGUGGGCACAAGUAUUACAAAACCGAAAUCUUGGACAAAGGGGCACAUAGUGUUUGUAAACACCGUCCAACAUUCCUUGUUUGUAAGUGUUGUAUGUACUGUUGAUGUUGAUUAAAAAAAGUUUAUAUCUUGA
This is a messenger RNA of Malaclemys terrapin pileata, 3077 nucleotides long. RefSeq names its product nuclear receptor subfamily 4 group A member 2 (gene NR4A2). The transcript has 6 exons. The record is from RefSeq and is a predicted model, not a curated record. Gene Ontology annotation, cellular component: nucleus; transcription regulator complex. Lineage: Eukaryota; Metazoa; Chordata; Testudines; Emydidae. The coding region runs from base 376 to 2220 and encodes 614 amino acids. Gene Ontology annotation, molecular function: zinc ion binding; nuclear glucocorticoid receptor binding; nuclear receptor activity. Gene Ontology annotation, biological process: cellular response to corticotropin-releasing hormone stimulus; central nervous system neuron differentiation; regulation of transcription by RNA polymerase II.